Podarcis raffonei (Aeolian wall lizard) is the source of this 1008-nucleotide messenger RNA. RefSeq names its product alkB homolog 7 (gene ALKBH7). Lineage: Eukaryota; Metazoa; Chordata; Lepidosauria; Squamata; Lacertidae. Gene Ontology annotation, cellular component: mitochondrial matrix. The coding region runs from base 16 to 708 and encodes 230 amino acids. The record is from RefSeq and is a predicted model, not a curated record. Gene Ontology annotation, biological process: fatty acid metabolic process; DNA damage response. The transcript has 4 exons.
GUCCCGCCGUCGGCCAUGCAGAGCCGGUGCGCCCUGGGCGCACGGAGGGCGCACUAUGCUGCGCGGCGAUGCGCCGAGCGGGCGCUGCACGGCCGGGAAGGCGCUCCGGGGCAGGUGGCGGCGGCGUCGAGCGAGGCGCUGCUGCGGAGGCUGGUGGCGGGCGGCGCGUCGGUGGUGCCGGGCUUCCUGAGCGAGGAAGAAGAGGCGCUGCUGGCGCGGGAGGUGGAGGCGCCGCUGCGCCGAGGCCGCUACCAGGACGCGCACUGGGACGGGGUUAUUCAUAGGUACCGCGAGACAGAAAGAUCACAUUGGAGCAAGGAGAGUCAGGAGAUCCUGCAAAGGGUCCGGGAUACAGCUUUCCCCCCGGGAGUGCCGCAGCUCGCUCAAGUUCACGUCCUGGAUUUGGAUAAAACUGGCUACAUAAAGCCUCACAUAGACAGUGUCAAGUUCUGUGGCUGCACCAUUGCAGGCCUUUCCCUGCUGUCCUCAAGUGUGAUGCGCCUGGUCAGUGAACAGAACGUUCACGACUGGCUGGACCUGCUUCUUGAACGCCGUUCUCUCUACAUCCUCAGGGGGCCAGCUCGCUAUGAAUUCACUCACGAGAUCCUUAAAGAUGAGGAAUCCUUUUUCGGUGGAAGGAAGAUCCCCCGGGAACGGAGGAUCUCUGUCAUCUGCCGAAACCUCCCCUUGCCAUCUACUCCACCGUAGAACCUGACUGACUGUCUCCAUUUGGAGUAUCUCUUAAGUGCUCAUCUGGUGGGAGUGGGGCUGCUUCUGAAAUUGUUGCUCUGCCCUGCCCUCCUGGCUCCAUGGGACACAGCUUUGCAGACAGGAGUAAGUGAUGGGCUUUCUCCUCAGCGCACCAGAAGGAGAGUCUGAGGAUGGUCAAGAUCUAAGGCAGAUGGGAAAGAGGGAAGCCCUGCAAAGAGUUGGAGAAAUGGGCCGAAACAUACUUCAUGAAUGUGCUGUUCAUCUCAGGGAAUAAAAAUCUUGAUGCUUCUUCUUUGA